This is a messenger RNA of Trichogramma pretiosum, 1459 nucleotides long. Its product is annotated as tankyrase-2-like. The transcript has 2 exons. Bases 164 to 1456 code for a protein of 430 amino acids. The record is from RefSeq and is a predicted model, not a curated record. Gene Ontology annotation, molecular function: protein binding. Lineage: Eukaryota; Metazoa; Arthropoda; Insecta; Hymenoptera; Trichogrammatidae.
GUAGCUACAUGUGCUUCUAUAGUAAUUAGCUUCGCCCACGUGUUUUUAUGUGUCAUAUAUUAUAAAUCAUAGCGUAUACUGCUAAAGUCCAUUGCAAUAAAUCAGUGCUAUACAGUGGGAAAUAUUACAUUAACUGUGGUUUUCGAAAAAAGCUUGCAGAACUAUGUAUGAAUCAACGGAUCACCCAGAGGCAGCUCAAAGUAAUAACGAUCUCAUGAUGGAAAUAGAAAGAGCAAAAAAAGAAAAAAUCAUGCGUGACCUCAACGGUGACAAUUUUUUUGAAUUUGAGGAUAUGCUUGCUUCGAUUGACUGGGAUUGCAGAGAGUCCCGAUAUCAAUUUCUUCAUGAAUUUAAUACACUGAUCUACAAUUGGAAAGGCGAACUUCCAAAUCUCUGCGACGUAUUACACCCCAUAGUAAUCGAACGACUUCUCUUUGAUUGUAUAAAUUUAAAAUUGAGAGACAACAAAACCUAUCAAGCAGAAAAUUUUAUUACGUAUGUGGCUCUCGCUGGCUACAAGGACAAACCUAAAGUUGGAGAAGACGGCAAGCCAUUGUUGCGUCGCACCACACCACUGCAUUACGCACUCAGACGCAGGUUCCAUAAAUGGUCUGUCGUGAUUUAUUGCCUCCUUAAAAUAUACGUCAGAUCGGAAGUGCAUUACACCGACGAGUUUGGCUACACUUAUUUCGACAUAGCCUGCAUGGUAGGAUGUUACGACGCAGUUGAGAAACUUAUCGGGCUGGGUCAAGAUGUCAAUUGUCUGGGACGAAAAUCGGUCGUUCCACCACUACACUUGGCUCUGCAUUGUGGCCGGGAAGCGGUGGUCGAGUUGCUGCUGAGAAACGGGGCUGACCCGAAUUCGCCUUGUGAGCACAAAUUUACGCCUCUGCACGUUAUUGGCCAGACGGGUAACUGCGCAUAUACAUUUUUCGGGAUCAUCGAAGAAUUGAAUCUGAAAGUGAAGGUCAAUGCCAGGAACGAGGUGGGCAACGCACCGUUGCACUUGGCUUUAGCUCGCCAAAGGUUGUGGAUGUCCAAAUGGCUGCUGAAAAACGGUGCGGAUCCAAAUUUAGCCAAUGCAAUGGGAUUGACUCCUCUGCAUAUUAUUUGCAAAACGGAAGAUAAUCACCGUUUGGGUUAUAUGUUAUUCGAGAUCACUAACAAAUUAAAUCGACACGUGGAGCUUGAUGCCUGCGACAACGUGGGUAAUACGCCGUUGCACACGGCAGUGGUCAACAACAACAUGAAAUUGGCCGAAUUGUUGUUAAGAAAAGGCGCAAAUCCAAAUUCGGCUAACGAUAAAGGAGAGACUCCUCUGCACAUUAUCUGCCAGGGUUACUCCAAAGGUUGUGCCAUGGCAAGGCUAUUCUUCGAGGUCAUCGGCGAAAAAUCUCAAAAGGUGCAGGUCAACGCCCGGGACAAUAUCGAAUCAUUCUUAACUAACUACUUGUAACUU